Messenger RNA from Cephus cinctus (wheat stem sawfly), 584 nucleotides. RefSeq lists its product as uncharacterized. Lineage: Eukaryota; Metazoa; Arthropoda; Insecta; Hymenoptera; Cephidae. The transcript has 5 exons. The record is from RefSeq and is a predicted model, not a curated record. Bases 57 to 338 code for a protein of 93 amino acids.
CCUUAAGCACAGAAUAUCAGAUACGUACUGGAACGUAAAAGCGCAAACGAUAUGAAAUGACGAGAUUCUUCGAUCAUGAGACUUUCAAAAUUUCACUCCGCCGUUCAGUUGAAAUCUUUGUCAGCUCUCGUGAGGAUACUUCGAGGGAUGCUGAAUGGAACGACCUACUACGCUCCGCAACCCCUACGUCCUUAGGGAAUGAAAAGACAAGGUCGCCUGAACGAAGAUGUGUACAGAAUCGUAGAAUUCUUGCUGAGGCUUCUUUUGGCUUUAAUUUUCAGCGAUUGGGGAUUUACGAGAAGCCUUGGUCAUCAACCCUCUCGGUGUUACCUCAGUGAAGGGUGCUGUCGAUACCUUGACAGGGUGUUAAAGUUGCGGACGAAGGUCUGGGAAAAGAUUGAUAUCAGACUGGAUGAACGCUAUUAGUUUUUAAUACAAAAUGGGCUAAAGGUACAGACUACAGGAUUCCAUGGGUGAAUUCCCUAAAACAUGCAAAAGUAAUGCGGGACUAUGUUCACAUUGAAGUUGAAUCUACUAUUGAACGUUGAACGAAGUUAACGCAAAGUCUAAGAAAAAUGAGUGUG